UACCAGAGUCCACGCCACCGCCCCGGCCCGCCCAGCCACCGCGGCCGGGGGCUUCGGCUGUCGGGCUGGAGAGCUCCUCUCCUCAGAGCAGCCAGCUCCCUGUAGGCAUCAUGAGGUCCUCGGUUCGAGGUCCGGUGGUGAACGAUGGCGAGGACAGCACCGACAGCACCCCGCUCCUUCAGGGCGCCCGGCAGGCCGAAGCCGCUCCAGCAUGCUGCUCUGCUCGUUACAACUUAGCAAUGUUGGCCUUCUUUGGUUUCUUCGUUCUCUAUGCAUUACGUGUGAAUCUGAGUGUUGCAUUAGUGGAUAUGGUAGAUUCAAAUACAACUUUAGCAGAAAACAGAACUUCCAAGGAGUGUGCAGAUCAUUCUGCUCCCAUAAAAGUUCUUCGAAAUCAAACGGGCAAAAGGUACCAGUGGGAUGCAGAAACUCAAGGAUGGAUUCUUGGUUCUUUUUUUUAUGGUUACAUUAUCACACAGAUUCCUGGAGGAUAUGUUGCCAGCAAAAUAGGGGGAAAACUGCUGCUAGGAUUUGGGAUCCUUGGCACCUCUGUCUUUACCCUGUUCACUCCCAUCGCUGCAGAUUUAGGAGUUGCAGCUCUCAUUGUACUCAGAGCACUGGAAGGACUAGGAGAGGGUGUUACGUUUCCAGCCAUGCAUGCCAUGUGGUCUUCCUGGGCUCCCCCUCUAGAAAGAAGCAAGCUUCUUAGUAUUUCAUAUGCAGGAGCACAGCUUGGGACAGUAAUUUCACUUCCUCUUUGUGGAAUAAUCUGCUACUAUAUGAAUUGGACUUAUGUUUUCUACCUCUUUGGUAUAGUUGGAAUAUUUUGGUUUGUUUUAUGGAUGUGGCUAGUUAGUGAUACACCAGAAACUCACAAGACAAUCUCCAAUAAUGAAAAGGAAUACAUUCUUUCAUCCUUAAAAAAUCAGCUUUCUUCACAGAAGUCAGUGCCAUGGAUACCCAUUUUAAAAUCACUACCACUUUGGGCUAUUGUAGUUGCUCAUUUUUCGUACAACUGGACUUUUUAUACUUUAUUGACAUUAUUGCCUACUUACAUGAAGGAGAUCCUAAGGUUCAAUGUUCAAGAGAAUGGAUUUUUGUCUGCAUUGCCUUAUUUUGGUUGUUGGUUAUGUAUGAUUCUGUCUGGUCAAGCUGCUGACAAUUUAAGGGCAAAGUGGAAUGUUUCAACUAUAUGUGUUCGCAGAAUUUUUACCCUUAUUGGAAUGAUUGGACCUGCAGUAUUCCUGGUAGCUGCUGGAUUUAUAGGCUGUGAUUAUUCUUUGGCUGUUGCAUUCUUAACUAUAUCAACAACACUGGGAGGCUUUUGCUCUUCUGGAUUUAGCAUCAACCAUCUGGAUAUUGCACCUUCUUCUCGGCGGACACAACAUCUUUGUUGGUAUGCUGGUAUCCUCCUGGGCAUCACGAAUACAUUUGCCACUAUUCCAGGAAUGGUUGGGCCUGUCAUUGCUAAAAGCCUGACCCCUGAUAACACUGUUAGAGAAUGGCAAAUUGUUUUUUGUAUCGCUGCUGCUAUUAAUGUAUUUGGUGCCAUUUUCUUUGUACUAUUGGCCAAAGGCGAAGUGCAGAAGUGGGCUGUCAGUGAUUACCAUGGACACAAAAACUGAAGAAAACAAUAAAUAAUCCUCUUUCUAUWAAUGUACUUUUAUUUAUCAUGUAACCUGAAAAGUGCCUUUGAUAUUUUAAUGUGUAAGCAUUCUAUAUAUUAAAAAAUGUACUUGUAUUAAAUUUUAAGGCUUGUAAUCAUGAAGUGUCACUAGUUGCCAGAUUAGGAAAAUUUGCUCUUUUUAAUAAUUAAUAUAUAUGCAGGACUUUAAACUUUAGGUUCAGAUACCUGGCUGCAAGUCAGGUGACAUGAAAUAGGAGAACUCUAUUUAUUGUUAAGGGCCACAUUUAAGGGAAUGAAAUGAAAUAAACCCUCUUAUACUGCUUAUCAAGCUAGAUAAUAACCUCAGGUUUUGGUAAACACCUGUUUUUGUUCACUUUUCUCAUGAAAACUAUUUGUUAUUAGCUCUCUGUGACACUUAGUCUCAAACUUCAGCAUCUCCAUAGAGCUGCUAGCCACUGUAUAAUUAUGCCUGGCACCUAAAUUGAGCAAAGCAUGCCCAGGCAGCUGCCAAGCAUUCUCUCCCUGGCGUCAGGGACAGAGUGCCCAGCAUUUAUCAGAGGCAGCACCCAAGUCAGAGCCAAUGCCAAAGUCUUUGUAUGGUGUUCUCCUUCUGGGGCUAUUAAUGUGUAUAUGAAGCCCUGAAUAGACAAGAGCAGUGAGAUCCACAAUUAUGGUCUUGAUGCAGUCUCAAACUUCCCCUUCCCAACACUUUGGACUAUCUACUCUCAUGGAAUCUGGAAAAAAAAAAUGAGAUGCCCAAUCUAUCCCACAAAUAAUAGCAUCCUUUACUAAAACUAAUUUCAUGUGAAUUAGAGUAUAAAUUCUGAAAUUAUUUUUUUAACUACAUUAAAAUAAGACAAAAAAAUUUUAAAUCUCUUUUUCUUCAGCUGGCUUCAUGUAAGCUUCUGGUUACAGUUUAAAGUGACUUUUAGGGCUGGGAAUAUAGCUCAGUGGUAGAGUGCUUGCCUAGUACUCAUAAGACCCUGGGUUUAAUUUCCAGCACCAUAAAAAUAAAUAAGUGAAAGUGGCUUUUUAAAGACCACAGGGCCUGUGGCCUAUGGAAUCAUCUGUACUGUUUGUUCCUGAAAUCUUAUUUUUCCUGAUUCAUCUAUGGUGGUUAUUGAGCAUACUCUGAGGGCAUUUAUGUUUAAAAUUUGGUUUAUGUUUUGUUUAUGAUUACCUGUAAUGUUUUAACUGAAAAUGUUUAAUGUAAGAUGAUGUGAAUAUAUUUAUGUAAAUUAAUUUUUAAUGUGUAAAUAUAA
Messenger RNA from Urocitellus parryii (Arctic ground squirrel), 2889 nucleotides. NCBI's taxonomy places the organism in Eukaryota, Metazoa, Chordata, Mammalia, Rodentia, Sciuridae. The record is from RefSeq and is a predicted model, not a curated record.